This is a messenger RNA of Pelodiscus sinensis (Chinese soft-shelled turtle), 936 nucleotides long. RefSeq names its product olfactory receptor 5AP2-like. NCBI's taxonomy places the organism in Eukaryota, Metazoa, Chordata, Testudines, Trionychidae. Gene Ontology annotation, cellular component: membrane. The record is from RefSeq and is a predicted model, not a curated record. Gene Ontology annotation, molecular function: olfactory receptor activity; G protein-coupled receptor activity. Gene Ontology annotation, biological process: G protein-coupled receptor signaling pathway.
AUGGCUGAGGGAAAUCACACCAUCUUUACAGAGUUUAUUUUCCUGGGAUUCUCAGACCAUCCAAAGCUGCAGGCUGUCCUCUUUGUGGUGUUCCUCGCCAUCUACAUUGCCACCCUGGUAGGGAACCUUGGGAUGAUCGUGUUAAUCAGGAUUGACUCCCGGCUUCACACCCCUAUGUAUUUUUUCCUCAGCAGCUUGUCUCUCUUAGACGUCUAUUAUUCCUCUGUCAUUGCUCCCCGGAUGCUGAUGUCCUUUGUAACAGCCGGAAAAGCCAUUUCGUUCACUGGAUGUGCUAUGCAGUUUUAUUUCUUCUGCAUCGCUGUGUCCAAUGAAUGCUACCUGCUGGCCGUGAUGGCGUACGAUCGCUUCAUAGCCAUCUGUAACCCGCUGCUCUACUCUGUCAUCAUGUCCAAGAGAGUCUGCAUCCUGCUGGUGGUUAUGUCAUGCUUGCUCAGCCUGGUGAACUCAACUGUCCAGACAAGCUUAAUCUUUAAUUUAACCUUCUGCGGCUCCAAAAUCAAUCAUUUCUUCUGCGAUGUGCCCCCCAUCCUCAAGCUGUCCUGCUCCGACACCUACAUCACUAACAUUGUUCACUUCACUUUCUCCACCUUUGUGAUCAUCAGCACUGUUGUGACAAUCCUUGUCUCCUACCUGUACAUCCUUACCGCCAUCCUGAGGAUCCGCUCCACUCAGGGCAGGCGCAAAGCCUUCUCUACGUGCGCCUCCCACUUGAUGGCUGUCACCAUCUUCUACGGACCUAUCACCUUUAUGUACUUGAGGCCCAGUUCCAGCUUCUUGAUGGAUGAGGACAAAGUCAUCUCUGUUUUCUAUACCCUGGCGAUCCCCAUGUUGAACCCCCUGAUCUACAGCCUGAGGAACAAGGAGGUGAAGGAUGCCCUGAGGAGGACAUUGGAUAGGAAGAUUUUCACUUGGUGA